Molecule: messenger RNA, 1414 nt
Organism: Anopheles funestus (African malaria mosquito)
Lineage: Eukaryota; Metazoa; Arthropoda; Insecta; Diptera; Culicidae
Product: proline-rich protein PRCC
Exons: 1
Coding region: 106-1356 (416 amino acids)
Cellular component (GO): nucleus
Source: RefSeq, a predicted model, not a curated record
ACUGUCAUUCGAUUUAAGUACGCAGCCGAACAUACUUCUGCUCCGAGUUUGUUUACGAAAUUUGUAGCCUAAACGCAAGUGAAUUUAGUUUCUCAAAAACAAAUUAUGUCUCUGGUGGCUUACGAGUACAGUAGCGACGAAUCUUCGGAUAAUGAAGAACCGGAGGAAGUGAAACAAACAGUGGUUAAACACAAUGGAACUCCAACCGUCCCCAACAAAACCGAACAAAGCUUACCCGAGCCCGACGUUACCGAAGCGCCAACGAAUCAUCUGCAUCUUCCAGCACCCAAAAGCCUGAACGAUCUCAGUGUAGUGGAGGAGGAUGACGAAUUUCUACACAAAAAGGCAAUUCCGGCUAACAUUCCACUACCGCAGCCACCGUCCGCUUUGAGCAUGCCCGCGAAACCCAAGGUGCGCAAUGGAAAAGUACAAAUUACCAUCCCCUCGAUGAAGGACUUCUUGGACGGGGACGAUGAGCAGAAUACGAAGAAAGAAAAGCCGAUCAUAGGAGCUGCACUUCCCAAAAAGGCAAAUAAUCUUCUAAGUAUGCUACCGAAACCAAAAACAGCGCUUUUUAACUCAAAACCGAUGGGAACAGCAUCCGCUUCCGGCAGCUCAUCUUCCGGUCCCGCUACAAGCGCCAGCUUUAGCAAACGUCUCGUACCGGACUCUGUUGCUAAUCGUCCCCGUAAUGUACCCAUGAGUGCGACCAAAUCCAACAACCGUACAUCCACCGACCCGAGCACAAGAACCCUCAAAGCUGCCGCACCAUCGACGCAAGCCGACAACAGUGAUGAGGACGAUGACGGAGACGACCAGAUGGUGGAUUUCUUCUCCUUCAACAAAGUGGAUGAACUGCCAACGGUCAGUACGAAUGAAAUCACUGCAAUGGUUGCUAAAAAGGCUGCCAAAAUAGCGGAGAACGUGCGAAAGUAUGCCGAAACGGACGAACAAUCGGAAGCCAGCGUAUCUGCUACAUUCGACAGCGGAAAUGAUGAGGCGCUAACUCACCAGACAGCUACCGCCUCGGAAGAUUUGGCUAGCGAGACGGCUCUGUCCGCCCUUAUCGGUGGCAAUCGUGCUAAGCGGGCCCGUAUCGAGGAGGUCGAUCUGAUCGAAAUCACAUCGUCCGAUAUCGUGCCAUCGAAAGAGGACUUUUUGCGACGGCAACUGCAGGAUGAAACGGGAUAUGUACCGACCGGACAUUUGGUGGGUGAUUGGACGUGUACCAGCAAACGAAAAUCGCACAUUACACAGCUAGCAAGCAAGGCUCAGGCUAAUGCACAAGAGCUGGAAGCCAUGUGGGCCGCGAACCGACAGUCCCGGAGGCAAACUCAAAGCAAAUACGGGUUUUGAGAAUUGUUUUCUAUUAUUAUUAAUCAGUAAAAUAAAUUAAAGUGUAUACUCAACUGUU